AUGCCACUAUUAUCUCUCUUAGUUCUCUUCCUCUCCUUCUCGGCUUCGUCAGAAGGUCAGACACUCUGCAGCGACAAUAAUGGCGGCAUGUACAUGCCAAACAGCACCUACAAAUCCAACCUUGUAUCCCUCGCUGAACUACUGUUUGCCAAAGCCAAGCACUCAGCUACUGGCACGGCUGGCAUAGGACCAGACAAGGUCUAUGGUGCAGUGCUUUGUCGGGGUGAUUCUGACGGCUCCGACUGUCGGAAGCGCCUAACCAGGGCCCUUGAUGAAGCAAUCAACAGCAAAGCUGGCAACUCUUACUCCCUCCAGGGUAACAACGUGACCUACUACGACGACCAAUACCAGGCACAGAUAAGCUUCUCUGACCAGGACUUCCUUUCCAACUUCAGCAACAUGCCCGGGUGCACCGUGAAUACUAACCUGAACUCCGUGACGGCCACUGGAGUAGCCAAGCGUUAUGAAGACCUUGUCAACAAGCUGAUACAUGCGCUUGCUGAUGCUGUGGUGAGCCGAGCAGAAAAAUAUGCAGUCAGGAAAGUGAGGUCUGAGGAGACAGGACAGACGGUGUAUGGGCUGGCGCAGUGCAUACGGGAUAUGCCAUAUGAGAGUUGUGCGCCAUGCCUGGAUCGCAUAAUCUCUGACAUGCAGAGUAAGAUCAUUGCUGGCCAGAUAGGGGCAGCAUUUCUUGGGGUGUGGUGCACAUUGCGUUAUGAGACGGACACACAGUUCUUUACUGAUACCAAGAUGCUGUCCCUCAAUGCGCUCCCAAGAAGUAAAACACACUUUUUUCGAUGGAACAAUGCAGUCUUGGUUGGCGUUGGAGGUUUCCUGCUAGUAAUAUCAAUUUCUUGCUUGGUUUUUCAUAUAUGGGUCAAAACACAACGACCAAGAGAACAAACAAUAUUUAAACUAGGACGGCUGUAUUUGUCAAUACAAAUUGCAAUAAAUCUUUGGAGGAUGGGAGGAGCCAACACAGAAUUUUCAGUUUAUGAUUUCUCCAAGAUAAAAGAAGCUACAAAUAACUUCUCGAUUGGUAACAAACUGGGACAAGGUGGCUUUGGUCCUGUAUAUAAGGGCCGAUUAAGAAAUGGACACAAAAUAGCAGUCAAGAGACUGCAAACAUCUUCUUUGCAAGGUUUACUGGAAUUCCAAAACGAAAUUCAACUCAUAGGAAAGGUUCAACACAAAAAUCUCGUGAAACUGCUGGGAUGUUGCACUCAAGGAGAUCGAGAAAAAAUGCUAGUAUAUGAAUAUAUGGAAAACAAAAGCCUAGACAACUUCAUCUUUGAUAUCAUUAAAGGAAGGCGAUUAAACUGGUCAAAACGUUUGCGCAUAAUUGAUGGGACAGCUCAAGUGGCUAUAUACCUCCGGAGUAUGCUUUUGAGGGGGUUUGCUCGACCAAGACAGAUGUAUUUAGCUUUGGCGUAUUGA
Triticum dicoccoides is the source of this 1437-nucleotide messenger RNA. Its product is annotated as cysteine-rich receptor-like protein kinase 6. The record is from RefSeq and is a predicted model, not a curated record. Gene Ontology annotation, molecular function: ATP binding; protein serine/threonine kinase activity; protein tyrosine kinase activity. Gene Ontology annotation, cellular component: plasma membrane. Lineage: Eukaryota; Viridiplantae; Streptophyta; Magnoliopsida; Poales; Poaceae. Gene Ontology annotation, biological process: protein phosphorylation. The transcript is spliced from 7 exons. The coding region runs from base 1 to 1437 and encodes 478 amino acids.